UGUAGAGAGAGAGAGAGAUGAAGGGGUAGAGGGAGCGCGCUCUGGGGGGAAUAAUCAACCUUACUAGUGUUGUGGAUUUCUCUGCGCGGAAGAAACGGCAAGAGCGAGGAUUUUCGUUUUUUUUUUUCUGAUUUUGGAUCCGUUUUUCUUUUUACUUCUUCUAGGAUUUCUGUAAGUCGUUGUUUUUUUUUUUUUCUUUUCUGGGAUCUGUUCUGUUGAAGUUUUUACUUAGUUGUGGCUAUGGCGGAGCAUCACGACCACGAGCAUGAACAUGAGGAGCCUAAAGGUGAGUCGUUGCUUGACAAGAUUACCGAGAAGAUUCAUGCUCAUGAUUCCUCUUCUUCUGAUUCCGAUGAUGAUAAGGGCGAUGCUUCUGCUUCUAUCAAAUCUAAGAUUUAUCGCCUCUUUGGUAGGGAAAGGCCCGUCCACAAGGUUUUCGGCGGAGGAAAACCCGCUGAUAUUUUUCUGUGGAGAGACAAGAAGUUGUCCGGUGGAGUUCUAGGAGGAGCAACAAUCGCAUGGAUUUUGUUUGAGUUGCUUGAAUAUCACUUUCUGACGUUGAUUUGCCACAUCUUUAUGGCUGCUCUAGCAGUAGUGUUUUUGUGGUCCAAUGCUUCUUUCUUCAUUAACAAGUCUCUGCCGCACAUCCCUCAAGUUCACAUUCCAGAGGGCCCAGUGGUAGAGAUUGCCUCUGCUUUGAGAGUUGAAAUCAAUAGGGCCAUUGCUGUCUUGAGAGAGAUUGCAUCAGGAAGGGAUCUGAAGAGCUUUCUUUAUGCUAUUGCUGGUUUGUGGGUUCUAUCCAUUGUGGGAAGCUGGUUCAACUUCCUAACCUUGCUAUAUAUUGGAGUCAUUGUACUCUUCACCGUGCCCCUGUUCUAUGAGAAAUACGAUGACAAGGUGGACGCCUUUGCAGAGAAGGCAAUGGCCGAGAUCAAGAAACAGUAUGUAGUAUUUGAUGCUAAGGUGCUCUCUAAAAUCCCAAGAGGACCACUGAAGGACAAAAAGAUUGCUUGAGAGAUGCCUGACUCUUGUGGUAGUAGUCCUGUCUUUUUUUUUUCUGUUCUUUUGAUCUAAAUAUGCAUUUGGUGGUAGGGUUUUUUGUCAUUGGCAUUCUGAAGUUUCAUCCAUGAAAGAAUCUGUCUUUUCAUACUUGUGUUCUCAUCAGUGGGGGUUGGCAAUGUGGAUUAAUUUGUGGAUUGCUGAUAAAAUACACAUGAUUUUGCUACAGUUUUAUGGCUCUCUUUUAAAAUGUUAAAGCCUUUACCUUUAGUGAAGCAAAAAUCUUAGACAUGUUAUAUUUAAUUUAUAGCUGUUUGAUA
This is a messenger RNA of Cucumis sativus (cucumber), 1319 nucleotides long. Its product is annotated as reticulon-like protein B2. The record is from RefSeq and is a predicted model, not a curated record. The transcript is spliced from 5 exons. Bases 241 to 1014 code for a protein of 257 amino acids. NCBI's taxonomy places the organism in Eukaryota, Viridiplantae, Streptophyta, Magnoliopsida, Cucurbitales, Cucurbitaceae.